Nannospalax galili (Upper Galilee mountains blind mole rat) is the source of this 945-nucleotide messenger RNA. RefSeq names its product olfactory receptor 502-like. Bases 1 to 945 code for a protein of 314 amino acids. The record is from RefSeq and is a predicted model, not a curated record. Gene Ontology annotation, cellular component: membrane. Gene Ontology annotation, molecular function: odorant binding; olfactory receptor activity; G protein-coupled receptor activity. Gene Ontology annotation, biological process: sensory perception of smell; G protein-coupled receptor signaling pathway. The transcript has a single exon. NCBI's taxonomy places the organism in Eukaryota, Metazoa, Chordata, Mammalia, Rodentia, Spalacidae.
AUGGCUUUCCUGCGGUAUGGGAACCACACUGCAGUUACAGAGUUCAUUUUAUUGGGAUUAACAGAUGACCCAGUCCUUCAAGUUAUCCUCUUCAUCAUCAUCCUGUGCAUCUACCUGGUGACCCUGUCUGGAAACCUCAGCACAAUUGUGCUAAUCAGAGUCUCUCCUCAGCUCCGUCACCCCAUGUAUUUUUUUCUGAGCCAUUUGGCUUCUACUGAUAUAGGCUAUUCAUCUUCAGUCACACCCAACAUGCUUAUUAACUUCCUGGUGGAAAGAUGUACCAUCUCCUACCUUGGGUGUGCAAUUCAGCUUGACUCAGGUGCUUUCUUUGGGCCAAUUGAGUGCUUCCUUCUGGCUGUCAUGGCUUAUGAUCGCUUUGUGGCAAUCUGUAGCCCACUUCUUUAUUCAAUCAAAAUGUCCACACAAGUCUGUAACCAGUUGGUUGUAGGAUCAUAUGUAGGUGGUUUUCUUAAUGCUUCCUGCUUUAACUUUUUCUUCUUUUCUUUUCUUUUCUGUGGAUCAAACAGAGUAAACCACUUUUUCUGUGAUUUCACUCCUUUAGUUGAAAUUUGCUGUUCUGAUGUCAGUGUUUCUGUACUUGUGACCUCAUUUUCUGCAGGAACCAUUAUCAUGAUCACAUUGUUAGUCAUAGCUGUCUCCUACACCUACAUUCUUGUCACAAUCCUGAGGAUGCGCUCUACUGAGGGCCGUCAGAAGGCCUUCUCCACCUGCACCUCCCACCUCACUGUGGUUACUCUGUUCUAUGGGACUGUCACAUUCAUUUAUAUGAUGCCAAAAUCCAGCUACUCCACUGACCAGAACAAGGUGGUGUCUGUGUUCUACAUAGUGGUGAUCCCCAUGUUGAACCCUCUUAUCUACAGUCUGAGGAAUAAUGAGAUUAAGAGUGCUCUGAAGAGACAGCUUAAUAUGAAAAUAUUUUCUUAG